Lottia gigantea (owl limpet) is the source of this 378-nucleotide messenger RNA. RefSeq lists its product as hypothetical. Gene Ontology annotation, molecular function: G protein-coupled receptor activity. The record is from RefSeq and is a predicted model, not a curated record. Gene Ontology annotation, cellular component: plasma membrane. The transcript has a single exon. Lineage: Eukaryota; Metazoa; Mollusca; Gastropoda; Lottiidae. The annotation marks the transcript as partial. Gene Ontology annotation, biological process: G protein-coupled receptor signaling pathway.
CUAACACUCUAUCUGCAACCUGUGAUUUGUAUUUUUGGAAUGAUCGGGAAUCUUAUCGCCUUCUUUGUGUUUUUUUCGGUAAAAAUGAGAACGAUAUCCUCGAAUAUUUACCUAGCUGGUUUGUCGUUAAGUAACAGUGCCUUCUUGUUCGCCUUAUUUAUAGUUUGGCUGGAGAUCACAGGCGUUCGUCUUAUACAUCAGAACGGCUGGUGUCAAGCGGUUAUUUAUACGUCGUACGUCUGUAGUUUUUUGUCCGUCUGGUUAAUCGUGUGCAUCGCCAUUGAAAAUUACAUCAUAACUUUUCAUUUAUCGAAGGCGGCCAAACUAUGCACGGUAUAUCGGGCUACCGUGGUAGUGGUUGGGUUAACGUUUUUCGGA